Messenger RNA from Durio zibethinus, 1849 nucleotides. RefSeq names its product mitogen-activated protein kinase 3-like. The record is from RefSeq and is a predicted model, not a curated record. Lineage: Eukaryota; Viridiplantae; Streptophyta; Magnoliopsida; Malvales; Malvaceae. Gene Ontology annotation, biological process: protein phosphorylation. Gene Ontology annotation, molecular function: MAP kinase activity; ATP binding.
UCGGAGGCGGCUGCAAUCUCAGCCCUUCAUUGGACACAUCCCUCGCUUUCUCGCGCGUUUUCCUUCCUCUUUCCUCGUAGCUGACACGAAGCUCCUGAACUCACUCGACUCACAAAUUCUGACUCAAAUGCCAAAAUGAUUACUGAUUUGUCUCCCUAUAUAUAAAAUACCUUAGACUUCUCUGAAUUCCUCCAAGAGAAUGCAAGAACAAAGGAGUCAAAAGAAAACCACGGAACAGUAAAAGGUUACGAAAUGGCUGACGUCCCUCAGGGAAACACCGGUGGUCAGUCCGGAGAUUUUCCGGCGUUUCAUACUCACGGCGGUCUAUUUAUUCAGUAUAAUAUUUUUGGAAAUCUGUUUGAGAUAACGUCUAAGUAUCGGCCUCCGAUCAUGCCGUUAGGCCGUGGAGCCUACGGCAUCGUUUGCUCGGCUUUGAAUUCGGAGACGAAUGAGAUGGUGGCGAUAAAGAAAAUUGCCAACGCUUUUGAUAAUCACAUGGACGCUAAGCGUACGCUUCGUGAGAUCAAGCUGCUUCGACAUUUUGAUCACGAAAAUGUUACUGGAAUUAGAGAUGUGAUUCCUCCGCCUUCGCGGAGAGAAUUUACUGAUGUCUACGUUGCUACAGAGCUCAUGGAUACGGAUCUUCACCAGAUCAUUCGCUCCAAUCAGAGUUUAUCUGAGGAGCAUUGUCAGUAUUUUUUAUAUCAGAUUCUUCGCGGACUGAAGUACAUACAUUCUGCGAAUGUGAUUCAUAGGGAUUUGAAACCCAGCAACCUCUUGCUGAAUGCUAAUUGUGAUCUUAAGAUUUGUGACUUUGGUCUUGCACGACCUACUGCUGAGAAUGAGUUUAUGACUGAAUAUGUUGUCACAAGAUGGUAUAGGGCACCAGAGCUAUUGCUGAACUCUUCAGACUACACAGCCGCCAUAGAUGUGUGGUCCGUUGGUUGCAUUUUUAUGGAGCUCAUGAAUAGAAAGCCUUUGUUUCCUGGAAAAGAUCAUGUACAUCAACUGCGUUUAUUGACUGAGCUGCUUGGCACACCAACUGAAUCUGAUCUUGGGUUUCUCCAAAAUGAGGAUGCAAGAAGAUAUAUCAGGCAGCUCCCUGCACAUCCUCGCCAGCCGCUAGCAAAUGUUUUCCCACAUGUUCAUCCAUUGGCUAUUGAUCUCAUUGACAAAAUGUUGACAUUUGAUCCUACCAGAAGAAUUACUGUUGAAGAAGCAUUGGCCCAUCCUUAUCUUGAAAGAUUACACGACAUAGCUGAUGAACCAGUCUGCCCUGAGCCAUUUUGUUUUGACUUUGAGCAGCGGCCAUUGGGAGAAGAGCAGAUGAAGGACAUGAUUUACGAAGAGGCCUUAGCUCUGAAUCCAUAUUAUGCUUAAUAUAAAAUAUAGUUAUCCUGUUUGGUUCAAUAGAUGCUUCUAUCUUCUAAAUGCACCAGUUCAAGUAAUGUUUGGUGUAAAAGUUUGUCGUGGCUGAUAGAUAGCAACCAGAACAGGCUGGUAGGUUUUGGACUGAGGCAUCCUAUUUUUGCAUCUGCAAUCUCUCUGAAGUGGCUUUGCUGAGUUUGCACCCAUGACUGCCCGUUGAUGUUAGCUUUCAAGAGGUCAGUCCCUUGCAACCUUCGCAAACCACAAGACUUCUUAAAUUUGUGUAUUUCUCCACUUCCAAUAUGCUAUCAUAUGUUAUUUGUUUAUUAUCUUCUGAUUGUAUCACAUGCAAUUUUACUGCUGUAUUUGAUAAAGUGUAACCCAGGCAAAUGAUCUUGUUGUAACAAUAUCAAUGAAAAUUGACUUUAUUUUGUAUAAUUUGUCGAUCAAAUAAAAUAUUGUAUGUAAAAAUUCAUGUUAA